This is a messenger RNA of Rhinichthys klamathensis goyatoka, 991 nucleotides long. RefSeq names its product signal sequence receptor, delta (gene ssr4). Bases 120 to 626 code for a protein of 168 amino acids. NCBI's taxonomy places the organism in Eukaryota, Metazoa, Chordata, Actinopteri, Cypriniformes, Leuciscidae. Gene Ontology annotation, cellular component: membrane; endoplasmic reticulum; endomembrane system. The transcript is spliced from 6 exons. The record is from RefSeq and is a predicted model, not a curated record.
CGUCAUUCUUCCGUUGAGGUGACGUGUCUGUCUGUGUCUCAUUGGGUGGACGCUGCUGGUGUUGCUCUCUUUCCUAGGUUUGAGCGAGUAGAGGUGGAUUCAACUGCCCGGAGAUCAACAUGAUUCGAGUUAUACCAGCAAUUUUGGCUUUAUGUCUGAGCUUAUGUGCAGCUGAGACUUGCACAGACCCAGUCAUUUCUCCGUCUUCAUACACGACCACAGACGCGCUCAUCUCUUCUGAGACUGUGUUCAUCGUUGAACUGAGUCUGGCGUGUGCAAACGGAGCUCAGAGUGUUGCCCUCUAUGCAGACGUCAAUGGCAAACAGUUUCCUGUGACCAGAGGCCAAGAUGUUGGCAAAUACCAGGUCUCAUGGAGUGUUCCUCACAAGCAGGCCAGCUCUGGCACAUAUCAGGUCAAAUUCUUUGACGAGGAGUCUUACAGCACUCUAAGAAAGGCUCAGAGAAACAAUGAAGAUGUUGAUUCUAUCAAGCCUUUGUUCUCUGUCAAUGUGGAUCACAGGGGUGCAUGGAGUGGUCCCUGGGUGUCCACAGAGAUCUUGGCUGCCCUUAUUGGCAUUUUGGUCUACUACCUGGCCUACAGCACCAAAAGUGCUAUCCAAGCUUGAGAUGAGAAGAAAAGUCCAUUUUCCACCAUACUUUUCAAACUGGUCUUCUGGCAUUCCUCCUGCCAUUUUAAUGUGCAGAGUUUAGUGACAUGGAUACCUUGGCUGAAACAAGAGAUUGGUUUGUUGUAGAGCUUAAGUGAAAGUAUCGGCUGCUGAAGUGGUGUUUUUUUUCUUUUCUUUUUUUAACAGACACUCAAGAAUUUAAGACUUAAUUUUUUCAUCUAUGCUAUCAUUAUUAAACCUCAAAAGGUCAAAAACCGAGGUGAUUUAUCUGUGACUCAUCAUCAUAGUCCAGUUCUGUAUGUUGAAACGUCCCAAAUAUCAAUGAAAUUCAUUGAAUAUGGGAAUAAACAUCUUUUCUGUAA